This is a messenger RNA of Drosophila virilis, 4626 nucleotides long. NCBI's taxonomy places the organism in Eukaryota, Metazoa, Arthropoda, Insecta, Diptera, Drosophilidae. The record is from RefSeq and is a predicted model, not a curated record.
GUAUUCAGAAAACGGAUUUCAGUUUCAGGCAACGGCUUAGAUGCGGGAAUCCAUUUCAAGUUUUGCCACAGUACCAAGUGUUCUUUAAUAUGAUAAUGGCUUUAGUAAAGAUUAUAAUAAUAAUGGUUCAUAAUAUGUUUAAGCAAAGAAGAUAUAAAUAGGAUCAUUUUGUAGAAUCUUUACACUUUUUGGAAGGAUUUCUUACUAGUUACCCAAUAAAAAAAUCUAUUGAAGAAUGAUAUGAUAUUUUUAUGAAUUGGGGUAUUCUGUAAAUGCUUAGCUACAGUUGAAAUUGAGAGGAUUGUUUUGGAUUUGUGCUCUAAGAGAAAAGAUAUUACAUUGUUGUAGACUCUUAAGUAGCAAGAGAUUAGAGACAGGGAAUACCAAGGACUUCGCAUGUUAUUUAAGAGAUACCAAGUACUAAGGUAACACUAAUAGAAAAUAGAAAGGAAUAGUGUGUCUUAGUAAAGCAUAACUUAAUUUAAGCUGAAUUUCUUUUUAUUGCUCAGUUCUCAAAGCAGUUACUGAGAUCAUAAAAGCUAUGAGAGCGAUAAUAGGCUAAUAACUAGCUGUAGCCAACGAUAUUGAGCGAUCAAUUUAGACCAUAUAGAAAUUGCAUAAUCAGGUGAAAACUGCGAAUGCGGUGCCAAAGAUCAUCAUCAUCAUCGCAGCAGUGCGAAUUGAUGGCGCGAUGCGGAAGUUAUGUAAGAAAGGCUAACUCGAGACAUCAGCAGCAUUUUUCCCCUCAAACAGCAGGCAGCAGGCAGCACUCGGCAUAGGCAUCGGCCCGAUCGGCUUUGGCUUUGGCCAACAUCCAACUGCGAACGGGCCACUCGGCGUUGCUCGGUGCUUGCAACACGUUUAACAAGUUUAACCAGGAAAUUUUGUAAUUUUCCUCUUUGCUGCCUGUGAAAGCAGCAGCUGCGGCAGGCUUUGGCAAUCCGUGCAACCUGCGCCCGCCUAGAAACAAUUAAAACCAUAAAAAUAUAUAUAGAUAAAAGCUAACAACAAAUCGGCUCAUAACUUUGGCCGCCAGCCCAUAAAGCGCAAUAAUAUAUGGGAUGCCCAUUGUGCACGCCACGUGAACGAUGACAGCGCGAAGUGAGAAUCGCAACUUGGAGCAGAAGCAAAAUAACACGUGAAAACUGAGAAACCAAAAAAAAAAAAAACAAUAACAAAAAAAAAAUGCAGUCAAGCGAUUAAAAGAAAACAAACUCGACUGCAACGAGACAUCAAGCCAAAGUCCAGGCCACAGCGCAGCAGUAAGAACAAGGUGAAGCAGUUGGAGCAGCAGCCGGACGAUAUGUCAAGGACAUCGAGGCUCUGGCCAGGCAGCGGCAACGCAACUGUUGGACAAUGCACCAUUCUGCUGACUGUCAUCCUGUGCGCCAGCCGUGCUGUUGCCGCGCCCAAUCAAACCGAGCUGCAUGCCGCAACGGGAGCUGGCGGCACGGCGCCGGCCAAGGCGUUGGCCUCCACGGCGCAUCGUUUUAGCAGCCGGAACAACAUAACCAUACUGCAUGAGGUAACGCCCGAGGAGGAGCUGGCGGAGCCGCCGCUAACGCUCAAUAUACACGAGGUGCUGCCACCGCAGAAGCCAACCAAGAAGAAGCCCUACCUGCCGCUGGACAAGCUGUUGCCGACCAUUGAUUAUGUUAAGCCGCAUCCGCUGAAGGAGUACGAACUGCAUCCGGUUACAUUCGAUUUCAAUUUGGGCGAUCUGGAGGAUCUCGAGCAUGAGGUCAUCAAGAAGGGUGAUCUCAGCAGCGAGGAGCAGCACGUGCUCAGCAAUGGCGAUGCGCCCGACCUCAGCUACAAGCCCACAAAUCCCGAUGACACCGAUGCCGUCGAUGUGGAUAUAUCAGCGCUGCCAGAGUCUGGUUAUGCGCUGCCCACCACAGCUCCCACAACCACAACAACAAUGACAACGACAACGACAACGACAACUGCAGCCACAACAACUAGCACCACAACCACGCCCGGCACACACAUCUUGAAAAUACUGCGAAACAAGCCAUCCACGAAGAAGGGUCGCGAGCUGCUCAAGCAGAGCGACGACGACAUGCAGCUGAAGACCCUGGGCAGCACCAUCAACAGCAUCAGCCGCUAUCUGGGCAGCAAUGGCUCCGGCAAUGCCAACAGCAGCAUGGCCGAGAGCCUCUACGGCUCGGCUAACUACUUUCAGAUCGUGACCAAUCUCUACGAUCACUUCUACUGGCAGAUCUCCGAGAUACGCACCAGUGUGCGCACCGGCUGUGGCCUCGAAAUGCAGGCAUACCUGACCGCACUUCACUCCAGCUACGAGUGGGCACAGAAAGCAUAUGAUGCAUCGGGACGCUAUCGUGGACAGCUGCUGUUUGGCAAUGACAAGUGGCUGGGUCAGCUGCAAUUCUGCCUUGAGCUCAAUCGGCAGCUGUUGGGCAGUGGGGAGCGCAAGCACUUUGAGCUGGAGUUCUAUGUGGCGGAUGUGUCCUUGCAAUUGCCACGCCUCAAUCGAACGCAGCAGAUGCUGAGCCUGGGCGAGUGCCUGCCCAAGUCCUGUUCGGCGCACGAUGUCCAGGCCAUACUCUCGCUGGAUCCCUACGCCCGCAUGCUGACCAUGCUGGCUGCACACAAUGCCAGCGUCCAGCAGCCGGCGUUGCAGGUGUUGCGCGUGCGCACCGUGCCCGGCCCCUACAGCCACUGGCGGCAACUAAAGUUUCAGGUGUUCAUAAGCUUUCUGCUUACCCUGCUGCUGGUGAUGAUUGUGGCCACCUAUUGCCAGCUUAAGAUCGAUAAGCGUCGCCUGGUUGCGGCUCCGAUACCAGCGAUAAGCGCCAAGUGCGAUGCGGCCAACAAGGGCGGCGACUACGAAACCGCCUACUAUGGCAAACCCUUUGAGCUGUUCCAGAUGCGUCCGCUGGGCAGCAACGGGAUUGUGGCCAGCGAGACGGCCCUGGACGCGCACAUGGAUAUGAAUGGCAACAGGCAGCGUCAUGUCAUGGAUGCUGCUGCUAAUUUAAAUGAGGCAAUGCCUGGCGAGGGCACAGCAUCUACCUCGGUAGGAGUGGCUCUGGCCGUGGGCGUGGGCGUGACGGGCAAACAGUCGGAAAAGACCGAGAUGACGGACUACCAGGUGGAAACGGGCAGCUGUGCGGGCGUACCGGGCACCUACGAGGCCGAACAGCCCAUAGCUCUGCACCAGCAGCUGUUGCUGUGCUUCGCACUGCAAACGAACGCCAAGGCCAUAUUGAACAUAGACAAGACCAAGGAGACGCACACAUCCUGCUUGCACGGCCUGCGCGUCUUUUCGGUGCUCUGGACCAUGAUGGUACACACAUAUCUGCAGAUGUUUGCCAUUGGCGAGAAUAAGUUCGAACGCGUGAUUACGGAGCGUUCGUUUUGGUACCAGAUCAUUGGCAAUGCGACCUUCUCUGUGGACUCGUUCUUCUUCAUCAGCGGCCUGCUGGUAACCCUGCUUUAUGUGAAGCAGGAGCGCAAGCCGCCAGGGCCGCCGUGCAGCUUCGUGAAGCGCAGCUGCCUGGACACGCUGAUGAUGAUUCUCUAUCGCUAUUUGCGCCUAACGCCCGUCUACCUCUUUGUGGUGUUGUUCAAUGACUUUGCCGUGCGGCAGGGCCUGGACUCGUCCGUAUUCCAGCCGGCCAAAAUCGAGCACAACACCUGCCGCAUCUAUUGGUGGCGCAACAUACUCUAUAUCAACAACUUCUUUCCCCAGCACGAGAUGUGCAUGAUGUGGAGCUGGUAUAUGGCCAAUGAUAUGCAGUUCUAUUGCAUGGCAUGCCUACUGCUGGCCCUUUCCCGAAAAUACUUCAAGGCUGUGGCUCUGACGCUGAUUGUGUUUCUGGUCAGCUCGUGGAGCAUUGCGGGCAUCAUCUCCAUGCAGCAUCAGUAUACCCAUAAGGUGGCGCUGCCGUUUGAGUCCUUUGACUUUCUCUACGACAAGCCCUGGCAGCGUGUCGGUGCCUACAUCGUGGGCAUGUUCGCCGGCUAUGCGCUGUAUAGGGUUAAGACGCCGCCGCAGAUCUCGAGGCGGCUCAAUCUUAGUCUGUGGGCCUGCAGUCUGGGCAUAUUAUUCCUUGUCAUCUUUGGCGUUUGGCCGGGCGAGCUGAGCGUCGUGAACACGGCCUUCUAUGUUGGCAUUGGACACACCGCCUUUGGCUGCGGCCUUGUCUGGAUUGUGCUCUCCUGCUGCUGGGGCCUGGCGCCCACCGUCAAUGCGAUACUCUCCUAUCGCGUGCUCUGGCCACUGUCGCGCCUCACCUACUGCGCGUACCUCAUCCAUCCGAUCAUCAUGUUCAUCUGCUCAUCGCACAUGAGCGGCACCGUGCAUCUGAACAAUCCAAUGAUAUUGACCACAUUUCUGGGCAAUGCUGUUGUCUCCUUCGGCUCGGCCUUUGUCAUAUCCGCCCUGUUCGAGGCGCCAGUCAUACGCGUACUCAAGAUCUGUUUCAAGAAGUGAUCCCCACUCCAUCGAUUGUUCCGUGCAGCUUGCUUCCUUCCUUCGAAUCUAGUUUUGUUCGCGCUUUUUUUUUUUUUUGUUUGUUUGUCAUAAUUUGUAUUGUAAAUUGUAUAUAACUGUAGGUAUACGAGUCCAUACAUAAGUAUAUCGACAGGUUGCUAAUGUUU